AUGUGCAGCACGCCAUGGACAAUGACAAGGCUAGUGAGAUGGCGUGUGAAGGACUGGGCUUCAUGUUUCUUGGCUUGCAGGUUUUCUUUAGAUGAUGAAGCAGCUGAUAGAUGUUGUCCUGCAACCCCCCAACUGCCAAUAAGAAACAUGGUUUUCGAUAUGCAGGAUGACAGCAGAUGCAAUGAGACAAAUACGAAAAAGAUGUCAAGGCACAAAAAAUGCAGCCGAGAACGACGAUUAAGCCACAGUUCGAAACAGGUUAAAGGCACUUGCCCAGUUGAAAGUAGGAGUUCCAAUAACUCAAGAUGCAGGCCACAUUUUUCAGAUGAAGAAUUUAUAGUAUUCUGCUUUAAAGAAGAUGGAGCAUUCGACGUCGUGAAAAAUGGAAAACCGGAAGCCGCCAGUAGUAUAGACUGCACGUCAAGAAACUCACCAAGGCCUGUGAAUCGCAAGCUUAAUUAUGGCGAGGAUACAAAAAGAGCUGAAAGGUGUAGCAAUCAGGAGAGGUUGACUGGAAAAGCAUAUGAUAUUUACCCUACAACAAAUGAUGGAAAAUGUAUCAUCUUUGACCAAAAGGUAGAGGAAGAAGAGGAGAAUUACUUGGGUACAGAACCACCUCCUGGAAGCAUUGCUGAGGAUCGUAGGAUGGUGUCCGUUGAAUCAAGUGAUUCUAAUCAAUCCGACGGCAGCACAGGCUCUUUUGCUUUUCCAGUGUUGGGUUUGGAGUGGACGGGCAGUCCCGUGCAAAUGCCUAAGUCAGAAGCUCUGGAAUUAAGAAAGCACAAGGCUCGCUGUAUAGGCUUUCAGUUUCAGUGCUGUAGAUUCUGA
Molecule: messenger RNA, 828 nt
Organism: Prunus dulcis (almond)
Lineage: Eukaryota; Viridiplantae; Streptophyta; Magnoliopsida; Rosales; Rosaceae
Product: protein BREAKING OF ASYMMETRY IN THE STOMATAL LINEAGE
Exons: 5
Coding region: 1-828 (275 amino acids)
Biological process (GO): regulation of asymmetric cell division
Source: RefSeq, a predicted model, not a curated record